Messenger RNA from Musa acuminata AAA Group (dessert banana), 2132 nucleotides. Its product is annotated as jasmonate-induced oxygenase 2-like. The transcript has 4 exons. The coding region runs from base 1062 to 2132 and encodes 356 amino acids. The record is from RefSeq and is a predicted model, not a curated record. Lineage: Eukaryota; Viridiplantae; Streptophyta; Magnoliopsida; Zingiberales; Musaceae.
GGAGGCGAAGAAGAAGAGACCCGAAGAGGGAAAUCGCGGUGAGCUCGCGCUCCAUGACGCCGCAUCAACAAAUAAAGCAGGCGAGGCCCGAUCGAUCUCCGCGAUCAGUGUAACGAAAAAAUUGCGCCGAAAACGCAGAAACUCCGACCGCCCGCCUCCGGAUGAGAUCUUCUCUGACAUCUCGGCGGAUCGUUGGAAGCAGGUACGAUGAAUUAUAUUGGAGGUUCAUCACUUGCUCUUUUGCGUAUGCUCCCAGAAAUCUUUGCCUUUCCGUGGGAAGGUCCUGCGAUUGAUUAGUCUUCGUGCUCCAAUGCACGCAUGGUGUUCGAGAUAAAGCGCGUCGCGAAAUGGGUAAUCCUCGACAAGGUUCUGUUCGUGUAAGGUGGGCAACAGCAUUGAUGUCACUCCUUGCAUGGGUUACCUCUCCGACACAGAUUUUUAGGGCAUGUCAAGAACAGGAACAGGAUAAUUACAACGUGAUUGACGGAGAAAAAGAAGCAAAACCAGUAACGUAUUCCCCGUCGCCGCAUGCGCCUCCUCGUGUAUCGUCGUCAUGCAUGACAUCUCCCUAUGACGACUCACCACGUCUGCGGGAGAGAGAGAGAGAGAGAGAGAGAGAAGGAGAGGAACAACUGCUGCUGCUGGGGUCAUCUCCUCCAUGUUUCACGUUCGCUUCUUACAGUUGACCGAAACUACUGCUGCUGCUGGGGUCAUUUCCUCCAUGUUUCACGUUCACUUCCUACGGUAGACCAAAAGUGGCGCUCUUCGUUUCCGGUACGUCUCUCUCUCUCUCUCUCUCUCUCUCUCCCCACCUACCGCCUCAGUAUCACCUAAUGCACAAAUUCAACAGCCACAGCUGGUAAGCUUACGUCCCUUAACACGCCAUGACCGUAAAAAGAGAAUGGUACUUUACUGACGUUGGUUUUGGACGGACCCCCAGGAGGUAAACUUACCUGUGGUGAUGCAUGCUUCCACUGAUCUUAUAGAAACGCAGCAUCAGCCUGCAUGUCUCGCUGCGAUCCGCAACGGAGGACUGAGCUUGCUGUAGUUUCUGAGGAGACAUGGAAGUGGCACAGGAAUGGCCCGAGCCCAUUGUCCGGGUGCAGAGCUUGGCUGAUGCCGAAGCCAUCCCCGAGAGGUACAUCAAGCCACCGUCCGAGCGUCCCAAUCUGAAUCCCGGCACGGCCAUGGCGGCAGGUGAGACAGAAUGCCUUCCCGUCGUAGACCUCGGCGGGCUUAGAGGUGGCGCGGCGGAGAGGCAGGCGACGAUGCGCGCCGUGUCGGAUGCGUGCAGGGAGUGGGGUUUCUUCCAGGCGGUGAACCACGGGGUGAGCCCAGCGCUGACGGCGGCGGUCAGGGAGGCGUGGAGGCAGUUCUUCCAUCUUCCCAUGGCGGAGAAGCAGGCGUAUGCCAAUUCCCCCACCUCGUUCGAGGGCUACGGCAGCCGCCUCGGGGUCAAGAAGGGCGCCAUUCUUGACUGGGGCGACUACUUCUUCCUUCAGCUGUUACCGCAGUCCAUCAAGAACUACGACAAAUGGCCAACACUUCCUGCUUCCUUGAGGGAGACGACUGAGGCCUACGGCGACGAACUGGUGAAGUUGUGCGGGGUGAUAAAGGAGGUGCUGUCGUUAACCCUAGGAAUGGACGAAGGGUUCCUUCACAGAGGAUUCGGGGAGCCUGGCGCUUGCAUGAGGGUGAACUUCUAUCCCAAGUGCCCGCAGCCGGAGCUCACCCUCGGCCUCUCUCCCCACUCCGACCCCGGUGGGAUGACCGUGCUGCUCACCGACGAGCACGUCAAGGGGCUGCAGGUGCGCAAGGCCGACGACUGGAUCACGGUGCAGCCGAUCCCUGAUGCUCUCAUCGUCAACAUCGGCGACCAAAUCCAGGUGUUGACGAAUGCCACCUACAAGAGCGUCGAGCACCGAGUGACGGUGAACGCGACAACGGAGCGGCUCUCCCUUGCCUUCUUCUACAACCCCGACGACGACCUGCCCAUCGAGCCCGCCGCCGAGCUGGUGACGCCUACCUCGCCGCCGGUGUACAAGCCGAUGACGUUCAAGGAGUACAAGAUGUACAUGAGGAUGUUGGGCCCCUGUGGCAAGUCGCACGUAGAUCUCCACAAGGCUGCAUGA